CGAUCGAUGGAUCGUGCGGGGCGGUCUCUCAUUUGCAUACUGGUCAAUUGCCGCUUUCGAUGGUCACUGCGUACGGUACCUCGGAUCGCUAUAAAUAGCGGGACGCUUCAAGUGUCCAAUCAGUUGAUCUACUCGACACAAUCAAGUAAUCAUCAUGCCUGCCAAGACUAGCGGAAAAGGAGCCAAGAAGGCCGGUAAGGCCAAGGCCAGCCGUGCAGCUGGAGACAAGAAGAGGAGGAGGAAGCGAAAGGAAAGCUACGGAAUCUACAUCUACAAGGUUCUGAAGCAGGUCCAUCCCGACACUGGUAUCUCAAGCCGUGCCAUGUCCAUCAUGAACAGCUUCGUCAACGAUGUCUUCGAACGUAUUGCCGGUGAGGCUUCCCGUCUUGCCCAGUACAACAAGAAGUCCACCAUCAGCAGCCGUGAGGUCCAGACUUCAGUCCGUCUCCUCCUCCCCGGUGAACUGGCCAAACACGCCGUCUCUGAGGGCACCAAGGCCGUCACCAAGUACACCACCGCCAAGUAAAUUGGUCAUUGCCAUUUACAACGAACGGCUCUUUUCAGAGCCACCAAUAUUUCAAGAAAGAACAGCGUUAUCUCGUAUUACUUUCAAUUAGUUUAACCAGUACUGU
Lytechinus variegatus (green sea urchin) is the source of this 632-nucleotide messenger RNA. Its product is annotated as late histone H2B.L4. The record is from RefSeq and is a predicted model, not a curated record. NCBI's taxonomy places the organism in Eukaryota, Metazoa, Echinodermata, Echinoidea, Temnopleuroida, Toxopneustidae. Gene Ontology annotation, cellular component: nucleosome. The transcript has a single exon. The coding region runs from base 155 to 526 and encodes 123 amino acids. Gene Ontology annotation, molecular function: DNA binding; structural constituent of chromatin; protein heterodimerization activity.